AUGCUGGCUCCAGCAAACGACAAGAAUGAUCCUACCGUAACACCAGGCCCUCACCACAGCGCUCCGGACGUGCGUCUGACGCCCGUACCCGCAGGCUCCAGCCGCCGCCAGCGCACCCUACUUCUCAGUACUCCAAAGCCCACGCCCAGCCCGUUUCCACUGCGCACACCGCGCACGCCCGGAAACGCAGCGCUGAAUCCGUGCACCGUAGACGAGUCACUGUAUGCAAAAGUCACCGUGCACACGGCAAAGUGUACCGAGUGCGACAAGCGUAACAUGAACACCAUGCGCCGCUGUCCAGGCUGUACGUUCCAGGUGUGCCAGCCGUGCUAUCAGAGGCGGGAGCGCGAAGGCAAAGGACUGGUUCAUGGCAAUAUGCCCACGCCCAGCGGUACCCUUGCAACUAGCAGUGGCGGCAGGAAAGCGAGAACGAAGCCAGUGCCGAGUCUGCUCAGUGCCAGGAACCUGGAGAAGAAGAUCCCAGGGUCCAAUCAAGAGCAGAACAUCGUUCAGAUGGAGAUAGAUCCAGCGCCACCUGCGUCGAAGUCGACAAAAGCCAAGAAGCGCGCAAUGAAGAAGCCUCGCGUCGAAGACAGCGACGUGGAAGAGUCGUCUGGAGAUGAAUUCGAACCAGAUGAUGCAUCACCGACACGCAGCAAGUUCCGGCGGAUGAACCUCUCCUUCGCGGAAAGCGCCUUAGCGACGGCCCUCAGAACACCGCCGUCCACACGCGCAGCUCGGAGAUUGAACGCGGCUCCAGUGUGUGAAGAACCUUCGCCGACAACAGCAACAGCAGAGACGUUUGAUCACCAGAUUACUGCCCACUAUACACCACCCGAACAUCUACGCAACGACAUCUUAUACCAGCAAGCGAUCCAAGGCUACAACGAACCGUUACUAGGUCGGCGGGAGCCCGUCCUCUCCAACCCCGUUGCCCACAUUCCCGCGAUUGUGCAGCGUGGCGGCCAGCCUCGGCCCUCCGCCGAAGAGAUUUACGGGAACAUCCAGGCCAAGCUUCCGGAAAAGCUGUCCAAGAUCAAAGGGCUUGGAGUGGCUGAGAAUGAUGCAUGCUCGUUCACUGUCCGAGCUUGCGUCGAGCAAGAAGCGAGGAAAUACCAGAACGGCAUUCUCAUAGAUGAGGAUGAAAAUAAGGCUUUGCUUCAUGCCAUGGAGAGUGCUGCGUUGCUAUGGGGAAAAAAGACGUACAGAAAGCUGGAUCCAGCUAUGCAGCAGAUGCUGCGGACUGGGUUGAAUCUGCGUCUUGACAAGAUCGAUGGCGCGUACAUGGAUGAACUGAGGGACUUGAUGGCCGAGCAUGCAGAUCGUAUGUUGAAGGAGUUGGCUGGAAAUGAUGCGCGCUCCAUGUCGCGGCCGCUUCCGUCCGGACAAUAA
Exserohilum turcica Et28A is the source of this 1392-nucleotide messenger RNA. RefSeq lists its product as uncharacterized. Lineage: Eukaryota; Fungi; Ascomycota; Dothideomycetes; Pleosporales; Pleosporaceae. The coding region runs from base 1 to 1392 and encodes 463 amino acids. The transcript has a single exon. The record is from RefSeq and is a predicted model, not a curated record.